Messenger RNA from Erigeron canadensis, 2316 nucleotides. RefSeq names its product cleavage and polyadenylation specificity factor subunit 3-I. Gene Ontology annotation, biological process: mRNA 3'-end processing by stem-loop binding and cleavage. NCBI's taxonomy places the organism in Eukaryota, Viridiplantae, Streptophyta, Magnoliopsida, Asterales, Asteraceae. The transcript is spliced from 5 exons. The record is from RefSeq and is a predicted model, not a curated record. Bases 62 to 2167 code for a protein of 701 amino acids. Gene Ontology annotation, molecular function: RNA endonuclease activity; 5'-3' exonuclease activity; RNA binding. Gene Ontology annotation, cellular component: mRNA cleavage and polyadenylation specificity factor complex.
CCCCUCCUUUUCAAGGGUUUCUUCAUCUCCAUUCCAAUUCAAAAAAUAAUAAUAAUAAAAAAUGGCUUCACAACAACAGCAAGCAGCAGCAGCAGCAUCAUUAAAGAGACGCGACUCAACACAAUCAAGAGAUUCAGAUAUAAUGACCAUCACUCCCUUAGGCGCUGGUAGUGAAGUUGGUCGAUCCUGUGUUUUCAUGACCUUCAAAGGCAAAACCAUUAUGUUUGAUUGUGGAAUUCACCCUGCAUUUUCGGGGAUGGCUGCGUUGCCGUAUUUUGAUGAAAUCGAUCCGUCUACUAUCGAUGUUCUUCUCAUUACUCAUUUUCACCUGGAUCAUGCUGCAUCUCUUCCAUAUUUUCUGGAAAAGACUACAUUCAAAGGAAGGGUUUUCAUGACUCAUGCAACGAAGGCCAUCUAUAAGUUGCUUUUGUCGGAUUACGUGAAAGUGAGUAAAGUUUCUGUCGAAGACAUGCUAUUCGAUGAACAAGAUAUUCUACGAUCGAUGGAUAAAAUUGAGGUAAUUGACUUCCAUCAAACCUUAGAAGUCAAUGGCAUUCGCUUCUGGUGUUACACAGCUGGUCACGUUCUUGGUGCGGCCAUGUUCAUGGUUGACAUAGCCGGUGUUCGUGUACUUUACACUGGUGAUUACUCACGCGAGGAAGACCGUCAUCUUCGAGCAGCUGAGCUACCUCAGUUCUCUCCUGAUGUCUGCAUUAUUGAAUCUACUUAUGGAGUUCAACUUCACCAGGCAAGGCACAUUCGUGAAAAAAGGUUCACAGAUGUCAUUCAUUCAACUGUUUCACAAGGAGGUCGUGUUUUAAUACCUGCUUUUGCCCUUGGUCGUGCUCAAGAAUUACUCUUGAUCCUCGAUGAAUACUGGUCAAACCACCCUGAGUUACACAAUGUCCCGAUCUAUUAUGCCUCCCCACUCGCAAAACGUUGCAUGGCUGUUUAUCAAACAUAUAUAAAUGCCAUGAAUGAAAGGAUCCGCACUCAGUUCACGAGUUCGAACCCCUUCGAUUUCAAGCAUAUAUCUCCGUUAAAGAGUAUUGACGAGUUCAAUGAUGUUGGACCUUCUGUAGUGAUGGCUAGUCCAGGUAGUCUCCAAAGUGGACUUUCUAGACAGUUAUUUGACAAAUGGUGUGCAGAGAAAAGAAAUGCUUGUGUUAUUCCUGGUUAUGUCAUUGAGGGUACAUUAGCAAAAACUAUAAUCAACGAGCCUAAAGAAGUGACUCUCAUGAAUGGGUUAACUGCACCACUAAACAUGCAGGUUCACUACAUAUCGUUCUCAGCUCACGCAGAUUGUGCUCAGACAACUACUUUCCUUGAAGAGCUUAUGCCGCCAAACAUAAUUCUUGUACAUGGAGAAGCUAAUGAAAUGGGACGGCUUAAACAAAAAUUAGUGACCUAUUUCACAGACCGCAGCCCCAAAAUCUUUACUCCAAAGAACUGCCAGUCGGUUGAAAUGCCAUUUAAUGUAGAGAAAAUGGCAAAGACUAUUGGGAAACUGGCUGAACAAAUUCCUGAAAAUGGUGAAAAUGUGAGCGGGUUAUUGGUGAGAAAAGGGUUCUCAUAUCAAAUCAUAGCACCCGAAGAUCUUCAUGUUUUCACUCAACUUUCAACUGCUAUUAUCACCCAACGGAUUACCAUUCCCUAUUCCGGUGCAUUUGGUGUGAUACAACACAUACUCAAACAGAUUUAUCAAAGUGUUGAGUCUUCAACAGAUGAGGAAUCUGGGGUUCCAACUUUGCGGGUCCAUGACCGGGUUACAAUAAGGCAGGAAUCGGAGAAUCAUCUCUCGUUACAAUGGUCAGCUGACCCGAUCAGUGACAUGGUGUCAGAUUCUGUGGUGGCCUUGGUGUUGAAUGCCAGCCGGGAAAUGCCAAAAGUGGUGGUGGAAAUGGAACCGGAGAAAGAUGAAGCAGAGGAGCAGAAGAAUUUUGAGAAGAAAGUGCAUGCACUGCUUUUGAAUCUUUUUGGAAAUGUGAAGUACGGGGAAGAUGGAAGGUUGGUGAUAAGUGUGGAUGAAAACGUCGCGUAUCUUAAUAAACAAACCUGGGAAGUCGAGAGCCUAAACGAGGGAUUGAAGGAAAGAGUGAAGGUGGCCACUCAAAGGGCUCAAGCUACUUGGAAGCCAAUACCUGUAUCUGCCAAUGGAUCAACAUAGCCUUUUGCAAUUUUAGGUUUUCGUUCUUUAGAUGCUCCUUUGUAUGUAUUUAUAGCUUUGUUUCUAGGUGUUGAAACUAUGUACUCAGACUGGGCUCAGUUUUCUUUCUACAUUUGAGUAGUAUCAAUCCUGCUGAUGAUUUCAAAUUU